Molecule: messenger RNA, 6958 nt
Organism: Hyla sarda
Lineage: Eukaryota; Metazoa; Chordata; Amphibia; Anura; Hylidae
Product: oocyte zinc finger protein XlCOF7.1-like
Exons: 15
Coding region: 1895-5944 (1349 amino acids)
Biological process (GO): regulation of transcription by RNA polymerase II
Molecular function (GO): RNA polymerase II cis-regulatory region sequence-specific DNA binding; DNA-binding transcription factor activity
Source: RefSeq, a predicted model, not a curated record
CAUCUAUGAUUGUAUGAAGUGACUCUAUCAGUUGCUCUAUUUGUGAACUAAACAUACAAAGUGUGAAGUAACACUGUGUAUUGUGAUCUGACUUUGCCUACAUGCUAUCUACCUAGCUAUCAACUACCAAUCCACCUAGCUACCAACUGGCCUAGCUAGCUAAAAACCAACCUACAUACCUUAUAGGCACUGAUUUGAAUAGGGACCUUCCAUAUGAUAAAAUAUACCUUUUAUUAAGUUCCAUUUAACCCCUUAACGAUGAAGGACGUAAAUGUACGUCCUGAUGACGUGGUACUUGACGCACCAGGACGUACAUUUACGUCCUAAGCAUAACCACGGGCAUUGGAGCGAUGCCCGGAUCAUGUUCGGCAGGUCCCGGCUGUUGAUCGCAGCCAGGGACCCGCCGGUAAUGGCGGACAUAUACGCGUGCGGCGUGAGUUUGUGCUUUAGGGUGCACACCCUAAUGCAAUAGGCUGCGCACGCCUAUGGUCCGAAUUCAUCUGUGAUGUCACAGCAGGCUGCAGCCAGCCACUAGGAGGGAGACCCCUAGUGGCCGGAUUUAAAAAUCAAAAUAAACUGUUUUAAUCACAAAAAAAGUAAAGUAGAUUAGAAAUAUGUUGUAGUACUUCAGUACUACAACAUAUAUAAAAAGUUCAUGACAAUACCCAUUUAAAUGAUACAGUUGUCAAAAGAGGAAGGUCCCUGCAUACAGAUCUAUGCAGGAAUCCUAUUCACCUUACUAAUCCCCCUGGAACUCCUAUUCUUAAGAAAACCAGGUCUCCUGCCAGUCUCUCAAUCCUCGUCCACCUCAUCUUGGAGCAUGUGACCAUUGUGUCAAAUUAUUGGCUGCAACGAGCCCCCAAUCUAGCCAGUGGAUCCCUCCUGUGGUCACAUAUAUUGUGUCUAGAGAUAUGAGGACCAGCAGGGACCUGGAAUGGGAGUAGCAGGGGAUCUGCAAUGUGAGUAUGACUGCUCUUAUUUAUUUUACAAUAACCCUUAAAAAAACAUGCAGCUUUUGGCUGUCAGGGCAUGCUGGGAGUUGCAGUGGGAAAACAACUGGAGGUACACUGUAUAGGUGAAAACAGUAUCUGUGAUGCCCGCAGCUGCCGCACGUCCCGCUCCCCCGAGCCCCGCCGUGCAACCCGGUCCGACCGCAACGUGGUGUGCAUGCACCCUAACAGUGUUUCCCAACCAGGGAGCCUCCAGCUGUUGCAAAACUACAACUCCCAGAAUGCCCAGACAGCCUUCGCAUGCUGGGAGUUGUGGUUUUGCAACAGCUGGAGGUGCCCUGUUUGGGAAACACUGGGGACCACUCACUCCAGUGCACUUUUAGUUUGCCCCUUUAUGACGUCACGUUUCUACUCCCAGCAUGCAGCGCGGGGUGUGUUUCUAUCUGUGCUCAGGAGGAGUGUUGCGGUUUCUGUUCCCCGAUAGACCAGCAGCCAUACUUCCAAGCUAUACCUAUAAGCGGACCAAACACUCACCAGAGUCGGCGCCGCACUAUGGAGUCCACUCUACUAGUCAGUAUGCAGCCGGCUGGGCGUAAAGCUCGCUCAUUGGUUGACGGAGCUGUCAAUCACACACGCUCGGCCUGGGGCUUGGUCACGUGGUGUUUAGAACUCGCGCUUUGAAUGGAGAGCGCUCGCUCCCGCCUGUCUGAUUGACAGGCAGGGAGCGAGCGCAGCCUGACUGAAUUCAGACCGAUUCCCGGCCGGCAUCGGUCCGAAUUCAAGCGUGACGUCACGCCAGGCUGCAGCCGGCCACUAGGAGGGAGACCCCUAGUGGCCGGUUUUUAAAUGUAAGUUAAACUAUUUUAAUGAAAAAAAAUAAAAUAAAUGUAUAUUAGAGAUAUGUUGUAUAUAAAAAAAAAAGUUUGGUGACAGUGCCCAUUUAAAUGAAAUAUUUGAACCAUUCCUCUUUCCCCUCAGGUUCUUUUAGGAAGAAAAUAGUUAGUUUCCUGUCUGACCUACUAAGGAUGGACGAGGGCAGAAAACAGAUGACUGAGCAUAUAUUAAAGCUCACUAUAGAGAUAAUCUACUUGCUGACCGGAGAGGAUUACAUUGUAGUGAAGAAGAUAACUGAUGAAGAUAAAACAUAUAGUGGAUACCAGGUUCCUCUCCCACAUUCACUGACACAUAAGGGAAACGACUAUCAGGAGAUCCUGGGACUUAUCAACAAGAUCACUGAGCUGCUGACUGGAGAGGUUCCUAUGAGGUGUCAGGAUGUCACUGUGUAUUUCUCCAUGGAGGAGUGGGAGUAUAUAGAAAGACACAAGGAUCAGUAUGCGGAUGCUAAUAUAAAGACUCAUCAGACUCUACUAUAUUCAGAUGAAUCCAGUAACAAGGGAACCACAAGUUCAAGUUUUCUAUAUCUCGAUGACUAUCCAGAGGCAAAUCUAAAUAUCCCACAGAAUCAUCAGGUAACAAAUCUGAAUGAUAUGAAAAUUGAAGACAUACAGGAAGAAGAGAUGUAUGGGAGUGUAAUCCAGCUGUGUAAGGCGGAGGACAUGCCUUCAGAUAUCAGCACGGGUUAUGAAGUCAAAUAUAAAAGUUUUAUGGAGGACAAUCAUGGAGAAUAUUCCACAACAUUUCUUUCCAGCAGAGAUCAUUCAACUGAUCACACUAAUCUCGAGGAACCUUCAUUUGGUCAAUCACAAAUUGUUAAACAAAGUACAGAAAAGAAAAAGGAAAAAAUAUUCCCAUGUUCUGAAUGUGGGAAAUAUUUUAAAAAGAAAUGUAUUUUAUCUAUGCAUGAAAGAAUUCACAGAGAUGAAAGACCGUUUUCAUGUUCGGAAUGUGGCAGAACUUUUCGCCAGAAAUCAGAUCUCACUGUACACGAACGAAUGCACAGAGGGGAGAAGCCAUAUUCGUGUCCUGAAUGUGGAAAAUGUUUAACAAGAAAAUCAUAUCUUACUGAACAUCUCAGAACUCACACAGAUGACUUCACCAAAAACUUUGCGGGAAAUCACCUUUUAGCUCCAAAUCCCGAAGUAAAUAAUGACAAGGUCACAGAAGGCAAUCCUGGAGACCAUCCGAAAGCUCUUCUUACCACAAAUAUACAACACUUAGUACUUCACAGCAGAGAUUUAUGGACGGAUCGUUUUAAUUGCAAAGAACCUUCAAAAUCUCAAUCACAGAUUGUUACACAGAAUACAGGAGAAAGCGCAUAUAAAGUAUUUUCAUGUCCUGAAUGUGGGAAACAUUUUACAAAGAAAUCUUCUCUAGUCAUGCACGAAAAAAUUCACAGAGGUGAGAGGCCAUUUGCAUGUUUAGAAUGUGGGAAAAGUUUUACAAAGAAAUCUAAUCUUUCUGUGCAUGAAAGAAUCCACACAGGAGAGAAGCCAUUUUCGUGUUCAGAAUGUGGGAAACAUUUUAAAAGGAAAUCUAUUCUUUCUGUUCAUGAAAGAAUUCACACAGAUGUAUGUCCAUUUUCAUGUUCAGAAUGUGGGAAACAAUUUAAAAGGAAAUCAAGUCUUUAUGCCCAUGAAAAAAUUCAUAGAGAUGAGAGGCCAUUUUCAUGUUUAGAAUGUGGAAAAUGUUUUCGCCAGAAACAAGAUCUUACUGUACAUCAAAGAAGGCACCGAGGGGAGAAGCCUUUUCCAUGUACCGAAUGUGAUAGAGGUUUUCAACAGAAAUCAGAGCUAGUUAGACAUCAAAGAAUUCACACAGGGGAGAAGCCAUAUUUUUGUUCAGAAUGUGGGAAGCAUUUUGCGCAGAAAUCAGUUCUUCUUAGACAUCGAAAAAUUCACACAGGGGAAAAGCCAUUUCCAAGUUCUGAAUGCUGGAAAUCUUUUACGCAGGAACAAGAUAUUUUGGAACAUCAGAAAAUUCACACAGAAGAGAAGCACUUUUCAUGUUCUGAGUGUGGAAAAUAUUUCACACGGAAAUCAAAUCUUAUUGAACAUCUGAGAACUCACACAGGGGAGAAGCCAUUUCCAUGUCCAGAAUGUGGGAAAUGUUUCAGCCAGAAGUCUGAUCUUGUCAAUCACAAGGUAACCCAUACAGGAGAGAAGCCUUUUUUAUGUUCAGGAUGUGGACAAAGUUUUAACCGUAGAUCAGCUCUUGCUCGACAUAAGAGGCAAAUCCAUUUUAAAGUUCAGACUGUAGAAUAUGUUUUACCUCAGAUUACCCCAUCCUCGGAUUCCAAUUCCUCAUACACAUGGUGCGGAUCACAUGAUCAUGACAUCAUCAAAGGUCCUUUAGCCAACUGGGAUCCAGCAUCUACUAACAAUUUCAUAAGGAAGAAAACAGGUUAUUAUCUGACUGGCCUAUUAAGGAUGGACAAGGACAGAAAACAUAUGGCUGGGAGCAUAUUAAACCUCACCCUAGAGAUCAUCUACCUGCUGACCGGAGAGGAUUACAUAGUAGUGAGGAGGGUAACUGAGGAUGAAGCUUAUAGUGGGGUCCAUGUUCCUGUCCUGUUGCCUCGUUUACUGACACAUAAGGGAAACCGCUAUCAGGAGAUCCUGGGACUUAUCAACAAGAUCACGGAGCUGCUGACUGGAGAGAUUUCUAAAAGGUGUCAGGAUAUCACUGUCUAUUUCUCCUUUGAGGAGUGGGAGUAUUUAGAAUGUCACAAGGAUGAGUAUGAAGAUUUUUUUAUGGAAAGUCACAAGACUUGCAUAUAUUCAGAUAAUUAUAGUAAAGAAGAAACAUCGGAGAGAUGUUCAAGUUUUCCAUAUUCAAAAGAUUAUUCAGAGAAAAAUCUAAAUAUUCAACAGAAUCAUCAGGUUACAAGUUUGAGUGAUAUGAACGCUAAUAACGUUAAAGAGAAAGAAAAGAGAUAUGUGGGUGUAACCCAGCUGUGCAAGGAUGAGGAAAUGCCUACAGAUAUUAGCACUGCAGACAUCUGUACAGAAUACACCAUUGGAAAUCUUUUAUCUCCAGAUUAUGAAGUAACAUAUAACUGUAUCACAGAAGACAAUCAUGGGAAACAUUCCACAACACUUCUUACAACUAUACCAUCUGUUCUUUAUAGCAGAGAUCCAUCUAUUGAUCCCACUAAUCACAAGGAACCUCCACCUGAUCAAACACAGAAUGUUAAACAAAGUACAGGAGAGACAGUGGGUAAAAUAUUUCAGUGUUCUGAAUGUGGAAAAUGUUUAACUAGAAAAUCGCUUCUUAUUGAACAUCACAGAACUCACACAGGGGAGAAGCCAUAUUCAUGUUCUCAAUGUGGGAAAUGUUUUGUAAGAAAAUCACGUCUAAUUGAACAUCAGAGAACUCAUAAAGAGGAAAAGCCAUUUUCAUGUCCAGAAUGUGGGAAAUGCUUUAAACAUAAGUCCACUGUUAUAAAUCACCAGGUAGUUCAUACAGGGGAGAAGCCAUUUACAUGUUCCGAGUGUGGAAAAUGUUUCAGCAGGAAAUUAUCUCUUAAUGAACAUUGUGCAACUCACAUAGGGGAGAAACCAUUUUCAUGUUCUGAGUGUGGGAAAUGCUUUACAAGGAAAUCAAGUCUUAUUGAUCAUCUAAGAGCUCACACAGGGGAGAAGCCAUUUUCAUGUUCAGAGUGUGAAAAAUGUUUUAGCCUGAAGUCCGAACUUGUUAAACAUCGGGUAAUCCAUACAGGAGAGAAACCAUUUUCAUGUUCAGAAUGUGAAAAAUGGUUUAGCAAGAAAUCUCAUCUUGUUAAACAUCAAAUUAUUCACACAGGGGAGAAACCAUUUUCGUGCUCAGAAUGUGGGAAAUCUUUUAGCCAUAAGUCUGAUCUAGUAAAACAUCAGAGAAUACACUCGGGAGAGAAGCCAUUUUCAUGUUCAGAAUGUGGAAAAUGUUUUAUCCGGAAGUUUGAUCUUGUCAAACAUCAUGUAAUCCAUACGGGGGAGAGGCCAUUUUCAUGUUCAGAAUGUGGGAAGUGUUAUAAACAAAGCUCAGCUGUUGCUCAGCAUAAGAAGCGAAGCCAUUCUAAUGUUAAGACUGUGGCAAAAGUUUUGCCUCAGAUGUAAUGCUUUAGAUCAAAUGGAUUAAAAUUCCUCAGCUUUUUUAAUUUUUUUAAAUAAAAUGCAUUAUUAUUUGUUUUACAACAAUAGACAAAAGACACAAUCACAAAAUAUCAGUGAUUAUACAGAGUGUUCUCCACUUUUUGUUGUAAACAAUAAUAUUUUUACCUCUGUGCAUCCAUUAUAUGUCUCGCCAAAUUAAAUGGCACAAGGCUGAGUGUUCAAACUGAACCCAUCUCACAACUUAGCUUCAGACCCCAUACUACAUUCCACCAUGUCCGGGCAUGCUGAAAGUUGUAGUUUGGCAACAGCCAGAGGCCCAGUGGUUGGAAUACACUGCUCUAGAUGAAGGUAAUACACAGAUUAGCGAACCACUUUUUUGCCAUUCCCUCAUGGCAGUCAUAAAAACCCUGGCGAUAUGCUGUCUGACACAGGCCUAAUGCUAUACCAUUGCUGCCUUUACUGCUCUCACUGUUAUUUACCCUAUGAAAACGUUAACCAUGUCUUCCAUUGGGAAGCUAUAAAGAGGUACUGUGCCCCUAGGCAUGCCGUGAUGUCACAAGGGGCGUGGUGUGACAUCACAGCGGCGGGACCCCCACGAUCAGACAUUCAUGUCUAUGGGAGGUGGUGUGAUGGCCAUCACGCCCCCUUCCAUAGAUAUGAAUCCAGGGGGGUGACAUCACAAAGGGGCCACGGUGUCACAAUCACAGCGGCCAAAACCCAGCGUUCUGAACAGGACGCAGAGAUGUCCCGGUCUUCUGCUUUGGGCCGGGCGCACUGCCACUUAAAAUUUAUUGAAGCUGCCGGGAGGCAGCGCAAGCAGGCACGUCACUGAUGUGCCUGUGUGCAUGAGAGCCCGGGCAGAAGGAGCGGAGGAGCACCGCAGAGGAAGAAGACAGACAACUGGCCAGAAAAUUAGUACAUUUCUGACUGAUCUGCUGAGGAUGGACAGGGAAAGAAAACAGAUGACUGAGAAAAUAUUAAACCUCACCCUAGAGAUUAUCUACCUGGUGACUGGAG